This is a messenger RNA of Drosophila serrata, 1614 nucleotides long. RefSeq names its product polypyrimidine tract-binding protein 1 heph (gene heph). Gene Ontology annotation, molecular function: RNA binding. Gene Ontology annotation, biological process: mRNA processing. The record is from RefSeq and is a predicted model, not a curated record. Gene Ontology annotation, cellular component: nucleus. NCBI's taxonomy places the organism in Eukaryota, Metazoa, Arthropoda, Insecta, Diptera, Drosophilidae.
GGAAGUUAUUUCAUUAUGAUUUUUUCGAGAAAAUCCCAAUUUUACACCAUGUCUCACCUUGAUAAAUUACGUUUAUGGGGCAAGCCGAUACGUGUGAUGGCCAGCAAACACCAGGCCGUGCAGCUGCCCAAGGAGGGCCAGCCGGACGCAGGACUCACACGUGACUACUCCCAGAAUCCGCUGCAUCGCUUCAAGAAGCCGGGCAGCAAGAACUACCAGAACAUCUAUCCGCCAUCGGCGACACUGCAUUUAAGUAACAUUCCCUCGUCCUGCUCUGAGGAUGACAUCAAAGAAGCCUUCACCUCGAACAGCUUCGAAGUCAAAGCAUUCAAAUUUUUCCCCAAGGACCGCAAAAUGGCGCUGCUGCAGCUGUCAUCCGUGGAGGAGGCCGUUCUGGCGCUGAUCAAGAUGCAUAAUCACCAACUCUCCGAGUCGAAUCAUCUGCGUGUGAGCUUCUCCAAGUCGAACAUCUAGAAUCCGAUCCGUAGUCAGGUUCACUGAACCUGACUGGGUGCAACCGGCAGCUACAUGCACCACCAGCACCACCAGCUGCAGCAGCAGCACCACCUCCACCACACCACGCUACAGGUCUAUUGGCAGCAACAGAUACAAUCUAUAAUCCGCAGUACAAGGAGGAUGCAUCCGCACUUUAACUGAUAAUUACCCCAUCGAAUCCAAUCGAAUCACAUGCCACAUGCCACAGACCCAAACCCAAACCAUUUAAAUCCAAUCAAUUCAAAAGUGAAGCAACCCAGCGGCAACAAUCGAAGAAUGAGCUAUACAAGUUUUAAUUAGACGGAAACCGGCGAGGAAUCACCGACUAAAUUGCUAAAAACCACUAAAUAAUAAACAAAAUAUAUUUGAAAUUUAAUGAGGAAAUAGCAUUUCAACUUAUGGCGCACGCAGACAGUCAGAGAAACCACAAAACAAAACAAAACAAAACAAAAACAAACAAAACAAGAACCCACUAAACAAUCAGCAACAUCGUAACUUAAGCUUAACUUUAAAACUAUAGUUUAUAAGUAUAUUGCAUUGCAUAACAUAAAAAAACAAAAACAAAAACAGAAGCAAAAACAAAAAACCAACAAAAAUAUAUAUAAAAAAGUGUAGAGAGUAAAGUAAUGAGAGGAGCAAAGGAGAUCGUAACUUAGAGAUAUUUUUAGUGCACUGUACUGUGUUUUGGUUUUAAAAAACGACAGAAAGUCAGAAAGAAGAACAAACAAACAAACUAAACAAAAACAAAAAAACAAAUGAGAGAAAUUAUGUUAAAAAUGAAUUAAGGCAAAGAGUUUUAUUAUGUACAUGAUGCUGUUAUUAUAUUUUAAAUGAAUGCAACUUAACUAUAAUUUUUUACAAAGUAUGUAUGCAACUUUGAAUGCAACAAUCGCAUAAAACGUAGCUCGUAAAUGUUUUUCAUUUUGUUAGUCUUAAAGAGAGUGAAAGCAGGCAGGGCGUAGUUCAUGAGACGCGAAGAGAGAGUAUUUAGAAAGACCGACCGAGAGUCCCGAAUUGCACAUUGAAUUAGAGCCAGGGUGAAGUCGAUGUGAAGUAAUGUUAAAUGCAACUUAAGAAGAAUGUAUUAAAAUCGAAAUAAAUCUAAAUCCAAACCCGAAA